Pelmatolapia mariae (spotted tilapia) is the source of this 10215-nucleotide messenger RNA. RefSeq names its product xin actin binding repeat containing 2a (gene xirp2a). The transcript has 9 exons. The coding region runs from base 1 to 10215 and encodes 3404 amino acids. Lineage: Eukaryota; Metazoa; Chordata; Actinopteri; Cichliformes; Cichlidae. Gene Ontology annotation, biological process: actin cytoskeleton organization; actin filament organization. Gene Ontology annotation, molecular function: actin filament binding. Gene Ontology annotation, cellular component: focal adhesion; stress fiber. The record is from RefSeq and is a predicted model, not a curated record.
AUGGAAAUUCAAUCAGGAAAUAGAGAGGAGGUGGCGAGUGUGACCUCGGGCUCCGUUUCUCAGAGUCCCUCUGGGCUACAGGUAGAAGCAUCAGAUGAUCCGGUGCUCAGAGAGGACCUACAGGCUGCUAAGAGGAUCGAGAGGUUUGACAUCCCGCUUGAUAGCCUGAAGAGGAUGUUUGAGAAGCCCGCUGUAGCAAACACAGAAGUCCCAGCCAUCCACACCUCCCCAGCCAAAAGAGUGAGUAGCAGCCUCUCUCAAACUGACCUGUCAACAGAUCAUGCCAUGGACUCACCCCAGGAUGCUAGUAUUACUGCUGGCAGCGCAGGUAGACAUCCCAAGGAGAGGGCCCCGAGUGCUGAGGACCAGGAGGCUGAGUCGGUGUCGGUGAAAGAGCGGCUGGCAAUGUAUCAGGCUGCCGUGUCCAAGAAAGAAAGCAGCAGCUCCUCCUCUGCAGUGAUGAUGCAUGAGUCAGAGGCUUGUUCGCUGCCUGGAGGGCUGGCCAGUGUGAAGAGACAGUUUGAGAACCAGGAGUUUGCCUCCUCCUCCUCUCAGUCUACCAUCACCCAGGUUCACUUCCAGCAGAGAUCUGUCCAGGAGAUGUCAAGCUCCUCCGAGGUGACAGCGAGAAGCAGUGCCAGAGAGCUCACCCCCACCACAGCCCUCUCUCGAGAAGAGGAGAGCCACAAUCAAAGAGUCCACCAGAACGACGCGGCUGCCAGUUACGGGAACCAUUACAAUGAAACAGUUAUGCUUGUCAGAGGAGAGGACCUACCAAAGGUUUCCACUCAGGCUUUGAAGCAGCAGUAUGAAAAAACGAUUGAGGAAGCUGCACCAGCCAAGGAAAUUAAGGUUGAUGUGGAUUUUGACAAGUUUCAGUGGGCACCAGUGAACCAGUCCUCUAAAAAAUCUGCUAUGACAAGAUAUGAAGCUUCUUCCACUGUAAAGACAGCUACUGCUUCAUCAGUAGCAUCUGCUUCAACAGUGGCUUCUGAGGUGACAGACCAUUUCCCUCCUCCACCCGCAAACCUGCUGCAGGUGUCACAAAAAGUCCCAGACCACAUUGUCUCUCCUCAGCCUCAGGAGUCGACAUCUCAACAUAAGUAUACUAUUAACAGGGAACAGUACUUAAAACACAAGAGCAUGGCUGAAAUAAAGCGCCUCUACAAACACAUACACCCAGAGGUGCGCAAAAACCUUGAAGCUGACAUUUUAAGUCAGCUCAGUGAAGCAGAAAUGACAGAGUUGGAGAGCAAGGAAGGGGUGGGUGACGUCCAGCAGGUGUGCUAUAUGUUUGAAAAUGAUGGCAACAGCUCCAGUAAGUGUUCGAGCCCUGACAGAGAAUACCUGGAGUGGGAUGAGAUCCUUAAAGGUGAAGUGCAGUCCAUGCGCUGGAUGUUUGAAAACAAGCCCUUAGAUACGAUUAAAGACGAUACCCCUGAUGAGAAUGAUGAGAAGACUAUUUCCCAGCAGGAAAUCAUUGCUGGCAAAGAUGUCAGAUACACAGCUUGGAUGUUCGAGACGCAGCCUAUAGACACUCUGGGCGCAGAAACAUCCGAUACAACUCAGCAAUCGCAAAAACAGACCGAUCUGGCAAGAGGAGAUGUCCGUACUGCGACGUGGCUCUUUGAAACGCAACCGCUUGAUUAUCUGAAUAAGAUCUACCAAGAAGAUGGACAGGAGACGGAUGCUUGUGUGACUAAAGACAUUACUGGUGGAGAUGUGAAAACCGCCAGGUAUCUGUUUGAGACCCAGCAUCUGGCUUGCUUGGGUAAAACAGAAACCAUCGAGGAGAGUCACUUCCUCAACAUGAAGUCUGAGCUGGAAGAAAUUAAGGGCAAUGUGAAGACAACGACCCGCAUGUUUGACACACUGCCCAUGUGUGUCAUCAGAGGCGAUUCAGGAGAGAUGCUGGAAAUCACCACCAUUCGCAGAGAGGAGAUAGAAAAAGGAGAUGUGAAGACAUCACGUUGGAUGUUUGAAACCCAGCCUCUGGAUAUGAUCAACAGAGACCCUGCCAAAGUAAAGCUGAUAUGUGGGAUUUCCAUGGAGGAUAACAUUCAAGGUGGUGUGAACAAAGGUAGAUGGCUUUUCGAGACAAAGACUCUCGACACGAUCAAGGAUGAAGAAUGGGAGAGCUCAAAGAAGGAAAAAGAUGAAAUAAUUGGAGCUGAUGUAAGGAAGCACUGUCUUGUUUUCGAGACUCAGCCUAUGGACACUCUGAAAGAUAAUGCCAAUGCUCGACCUUUACCCUCUGAGGAGAUUGUAGGAGGUGAUGUUCAAUCAGCCAAACAUCUGUUUGAAACAGUACCAAUGGAAAAUCUGAAAGAGCUGGUUGAAGUAGGAAAACUUCAGAAAACAAUGGCAACAGAAGAAGAAAAGGGUGAUGUGAGGCAUCAAAGGUGGGUGUUUGAAAGUCAGCCCUUGGAGAAUAUAAGGGAGGAGAAAAAGGAGAUUACAAGAACUGUGAAUAUUGAAGCGCUUGACAAAGGGGAUGUGACAAACUACAAAGAAAGGUUUGAAAGCAUGGAUUUAAGUAAAUGUGAGGGAAUGCAGAAAAUUCAGGUCGAAGGUGUCACAAGUGGCUAUGUCAAGUCCAACAGAGUUCUCUUUGAAUCGACCCCAUUGUAUGCUAUGCAAGACAGCUCUGGCCAUUACCAUGAGGUAAGGACUGUGAGGCGUGAGGAGAUUGUGAAAGGAGACGUUCGCAGUUGCAGAUGGAUGUUCGAGACGCGUCCUAUUGAUGAAUUUGAUGAAAGCAUUAGUAAGUUUCAGAUCAUAAAGGGCAUAUCUAAACAGGAAAUUGAGUCAGGGGAUGUCAAAACAGCCAAGUGGCUGUUUGAAACCCAACCACUUGACACCAUUCAAUUUUUCGGUAAUUUUGAGAAUGAAGAUAAUAAAACUAACAAAAGUAUUCAGAUUGAGAAAGGAGAUGUAAAGACUUGUAGGUGGCUAUUUGAAACUCAGCCAAUGGAUGUUUUGUAUGAAAAGGUGGAUAAGAGUGAGUCCGAUGUAGAAGAAGUGCAAAAAGGUGACGUGAAAACAUGUACUUGGCUCUUUGAGACACAGACACUAGACAACAUACGAGAUCAUUCAGAGUCAGAGACCAUCCUGAAGACCUGCACUGUAAAGCAGGAGGACGUUCAGGGAAAAGACGUGCGUCUGGCUCGCUUCCUCUUUGAAACAGAGAAUCUGGAAAACAUCACUGGGGAGGACAGCAGCUCUUUCAGGAGAGUCACAGAAAUCGACAUCCAGUCCGGUGAUGUUUCCAGGAUGAAGUACAUUUUUGAGAAUCGCUCCUCUGACAUUAUGAGCUCCACCUCUGAGGAGACAAUGCAGAAGCUGAAGGCGCAACAAGCUCAGGACCUCCAGAGGGGAAAUGUGGUCAACUGCACUUGGAAGUUCGAGAACCAGCCGAUUGAUGCGAUCCGUGAUGACAGCACUGAGGCAAGGGAAAUUCGCACGGUAACUGAUGUUCAGGGAGGUGAUGUUGAUAAAGGCCGCUUUAUUUUUGAGACAUUCUCUCUGGAUCAAAUUAAAGAGGAGUCCACCGAGACUGAUAUUUCAAAACUCUCCAGUAUCUUUAGAGAUGAAAUUGAGAAAGGGGAUGUGAAAAAUUACACCAUGAUGUUUGAAACCCAGCCUCUCUAUGCCAUCUGUGACAAAGAAGGCCACUAUCAUGAAGUAACUACAGUUACUAAAGAAGAAAUCAUGAGAGGAGAUGUGGUGGGGGCCCGAUGGCUGUUUGAGACAAAGCCUUUGGAUUCAAUUAGAGAUUCUGAGGAGGUGUAUGUUAUUAAAGCUGUGACUGAGGAAGGUAUCAGCAAAAAGGAUGUUAGCUCUGCCAGGUGGAGGUUUGAAACUCAACCUCUGGACAAAAUUACAGAGGAGAUAAAAGUGAGGUCAAAGACAGUUGAAGAUAUCCAAGGCGGCGAUGUGAAGAAAAAUAAGCAGCGUUUUGAGACUGAUGAGAUGUCUCAAAAGUACAUCAGAACUGUUAGCAUGAGUGAAAUCCAAAAAGGCGACGUUAGAGCUGCCACAUGGAUGUUUGAAACCCGCACGAUUGAUGAGAUACGCGGCGAUGGCGCAGAGUAUGAUGGCAUGGAAAGAGUGACAAAAGAGGAAGUAAUGAAAGGGGAUGUCAAGCAGUCUGUGUGGCUCUUUGAAAAGCAGCCGCUUGAUAGAAUCAAAGAGAGUGAUGGCACAGAUCUUGUUGUGAUAAAGGAGGAAAUCCCACAGGCUGAUGUGAAGACGACAACAUGGCUGUUUGAAAGCACUCCAUUUUAUGAAUUCAAUGAGAGCAAUGUGGAAAAGACAGAGAUAAUUGGUAAAAGUGUCAAAGAAACACUUGAGGAGCUUUAUUCCCAGAAAAUGGUGGACUCACAGGGUAUUCUUAUUGAAGCGGAUGAGAUUGGGGAUGUCCGCAUGGCAAAGUAUAAACUCAUGAACCAGGAGACUCCUCAAAUCCAAAAAGAAGAGAUUAUUAGAGGGGAUCUGAGCAACAUAAUGAUGAACCUCCUGAACCGCAGGGAGACCACUGAAAGGGUCAUAACUAUCGACCAGGAGGAGCGUGGGGACAUCAGCACCACUGUGAAGCAGCUAUUCAACCAGGAAAGGGGAAUCAAUGUUGAGAAAGAGGAAAUUAUCCAUGGUGACAUUCAAGAGGCCAUGAGCAAUCUCCUCAAGAGGGAAGGCUCCUCCAAGCGUGGCAUUCUGAUUCAAGAGGAUGAGAAAGGAGACGUUAGGAUGACUAUCUACUCUCUUUUAAAUAAGGAGGAGAGGGCUGGCAUGGAAAAAGAGGAUAUCAUUCAAGGAAAUGUCAGCAAAACUCUUUAUCGCCUUCUCUCCAACUCAGAUGGAGAAGACUCUAAAAAGAUAAAGGUUUUAGACACGGAGCGGGGUAAUGUCAGCUUUUACUCCACAUGCAUUGAGUCCGGAGCUUUGGAUUACCUGAAGCAGCUUCAGUGUGAAUCGGAUGAACUCCAAGAAAAAGUCCAAAAAGAGCGCAUCAUAGGCGGCGACAUCGAGGAGACCAAAAUAUUGCUGCGGAAGAAUCACCAAGAGAUUGGUCGCACAGUAACAGAGGAUGAUAUAGUUCCUGGUGAUGUGCACAGCAUUGUUAAGGUUUUUAUGACAGAGCCUACUGUCACAUACAGAAAUCUAGAGAAAAAGGAAAUUGUUAAAGGCAACCUCAGUGCAGCUUUGGAUUCAUUGACCCAAGCCAUCAAUCAGAAAGUGGUAAUAGAGAAAGAGGAGGUGGUAAAAGGAGACAUACCCACUACUUUGAAGUCUCUGGAGGAGGCCCAGAAUCAAGCCAAAGAAAUGGAAAAGCCUGAAAUCAUCAAGGGAGACAUCAGGAGUGCUCUCGAGUCACUGGAGAAAUCUGCAUCCAGCAAAACCGAAGCAGCUGUUGAAGAUUUAGUGCCAGGUGAUAUUAAGGGCACCUUGAAGUCCCUUGAGGAGGCAAAGCAAGCUGUGAAAGAGGUGGAAAAAGAGGAGAUUGUUAAAGGAAAUAUCCACACAGCCAUGCAAAGUUUACAUGAGGCAUCAAGCGAGAAAAAGGUUUAUCAGCACCAAGUGAGCGAGCAAGGUGAUGUUAAAGCCACCAUCCAGCUCUUGUUGCAGCCAACAACGUCCCCAAGAAUGCAACACAGAGGGAGCCAUGAAGGGGAUGUGAAAACAUCCAUUAAAUCGCUUUAUGAAGGACAGGAGAUGACACAGGUGGAAAAAGAAGAUGUUGUGAAAGGUGACGUUCAAGGGACAAUAAAGUGCCUAAUGCAAAAAAAGCAGUAUUCAAAAUCCAAACGCAUGUAUCCUGCCAAGAAGGCAAAAGCGCCCAUGCAAAACACAUUAACUGUAAAACAAGAGAAGCAUGAAUGCGCACAUGAAGUUAAGAGCGAGAGUGUUGCAGUCAGUCCAGCCCCCGCUGUGAAAAACCUCUCUCUGAGUGGUGAGUCACAGAAGCACACACAGAAGCAGCAUGAAAACAAAUCGUUGAAAACACAGGUAAUAACCCAAGAGGACCGCUCUGUUACUGUAGCCAAAACAGACAAUCCUGCAGGGGCCUCUCAACUGAAGAGCACGAAAGAACAGAAACAGAAAAUACAGGCACCCAAGCCUGUUAUGAUAAAGAAUAAACAAAUGAUUAAUAAAGAUCAAACAAAUGUGAGGGCUGCUGAUGUGUCAGUGGUGAAAGAGGAGCAAAGCACAUCACAGGCGAAUAUUUCAAACAGGCAAACGUGUGAGACAAAGACGAUCAAACGGGUGCACACUACGGUGACGGAGAAAACUGUUGUGCACAAGCAAAAUGUAACGGAGCAGGUGUCAAUGUCUCAAAAGCAAACAGAAAAUAAGGCUCUCGUACAAAAACAGAACGUAAAGAAUAUGAAGGUGGAUCACCAUAGCCUUGACAUGAGAGGGAAAGGUGCGAAUAAAAAGCCAGUGAAGCCAGAGAUUCACUUUCCCCCUCCUCCCUCCUCGCCGCCUCCCCCAUCAGAGUCUGAGCUCUCCCUCCCUCCACCGCCUUCACCGGUGACUGAGAGCCCAACACCCCCCAUGUACCGGCCUUCGAUGAUGAGGCAAGACAGCGACCUCCCUCCCCCACCUCCACCGCCUCCACUUCCUAUGGAAUGCAUAAAGUCUGAGCCCGAAUUUUUCCCUCUUCCUCCACCUCCUCCACCACCACCCUCUGCGAGCGCACAAGAUUUUCUCCCUCCACCUCCCUCACAGCAGGAGCUUAAUGCAAUGCCGCAGCCUUCCCCUGCAAGGCCAGGGAAACCCAUUAGCAGACCUUUAUUCAAAGUGCCCAAGCAACCAGAACCACAGCAGCCCAUACAAGUUAAGCCCAAAUGGCAGAAAAAACAACCCACUCCUCCGCUGCCUCCACCUCAGCUCCCUCCUGAGCAAGAAAAAGCUGUGUCAACAGUCAAGAAAGUAGAAGCUAAAGUUAAGGAGGAGAAACAGGAAAUAACCCAACAGGUUGAAAUCAGCAAUCAGACUGAGUCAACAGCAAUGUCCCAGACAAAAGUAUCAAGCAUUCCAGUUGCAAAAUCAGUCCAAAAGCAAAGCCCACAGCCACCUAAAAAAGUAUUUGUUCCUCCUAUUAAACUGCCUCCCACUCCAGACUCUGAUUCAGCGUCCAAAGCUAGACCUUAUGCUCGCAAAUUUAAAACCCCACUCAUGUUUGCAGAGGAAAGGUACCGCCAACAAAGACUGGAGAAGGAUGAAAUGGAGAGGAGUAAAGUGAAUACCCCCACUUCUCCCCCAAGUAAUAUUCAGUCAUUUGAUGCAAAUGCUCAGCAUCCUGCAGCAGAAAACACUGAGAAAAAAGUAGACAUAGCGACAAUGGAAAAGGCCGAAAAAGCUAAAACUGUUUCCAAAGAAGCAAUAGCGGUCCAGGACAUGCCUUCUAAGAAAGCCACUUCCCAGAUCCCUUUGAGCAAACCUUUGAUCUCAGUGGUAAAUAAGAAAGCAGCUGCUGGAUCUUCAAAUGUUUCCAGCCAGCAAUCCUUGGAAAAAAAUCUAGCCUUUGCCGAAGUUAAUAAAAAAGGACAAACUCCAUCCGCCAAUCAGACUGCUUCUGUUUCUCACGCUCACCAUGAGGUUUUACAAAAUGAAGUCCAGUUGUGCUCGAACUUGGCCACUUUUUCAGUCCAAGAGCAGCAGCAGAUUAUUAAGAAAUCUAGCACCAGGUCUGUUACUGCCACACAGGGAGCGGCCCAUGAAAAUUUAGAUCUUCAAGGCCAGGUCACAUUGAAAGCUGAAGAUGUAAGGAAUAUUAAUGUGCCUCUGACUCAGGUGGAGAAAAUUAGUCCCCCUCAACCCACUAAAAUUCCAAAGGUGACUCCAAGUUUCAAGGUAAAAACCUUUAAGAUGCCGGUGGAGAAGAAAGAAGAGAAAAGUGACAGUUUGGGACAAAAGGAGGCAAAGAAAAGUGAAAUGAAUUUACAGCAAGAGAAAAGUAAUGUGUCACAGAAAAGUGAAAACAAAGUGAGUUUGGAAGGCAACCAGCUAAUUUCCACGAGAACUGAGGUGAAAACAGAAGUGAAAGGAAAAGAGAAAAAAAGCCAGGUGACCCAACCUGUGACGGAAGUUGAAGUAGACAUUCACACAAGAAAGGGAAAGCAGGUGCAAAAACAUGAGACAGAAGUAAAACUGUCGCCAUCAGUUACUGUGUUAACACCCAAGGUGGCUAAGAUAACAUGUGAAGCAACCCAACAGGGACAAGGCCAUGUAGCUGUCUCCCACAGUCAGCAGAGCAUGAAGACAGAGGAGAUUCAAAGACAUGAGGAGGUGGUUGUGACUGAGAGUGUGGUACAGCAAAGGCUUCAGAGGCAAGAGGCUGUUCAGAUGCAAAAACAGCAAAUGAAGCUGCAAGCGGCGGAGAUAAAUAAAACUCAGAUCAAAGCAGGAAAGUCAAAAGGUGAGCCUAAGGAUGUGUCUGUGAAAGGGGCAGGCAAAAUUUCCCACAAAGACGAGGCUUACCAUGAAGAUAUCACCGAUUUAGAGAAAUGCACUGUAACUCAUAAGCUGCUCACUCAAAUGAAAGAGCUGGAGGGCGCGCCAAGCAAAAUAGACUCCAGCACUGUCAGGACGAUUUUAAGUGAAGUCCCUGACUGGAUAAUGGGCUCAGAUGAGAAGAAGAAUUUAAGUGAAAUUGCUAAGCAGCAAAGCAAGAAAAAGUUGAAAGAGAUGAUGGUUUAUGUCAAAAAUAUAAUUGAAGCAAAGCUCGCAUUUUUUGAGAAAAACCUGACAACAGUGGAAAAGGAGGAAAGAGAAGACAAAGAAAAACAGCCCAUGCCACCACCAGUGCCUCCAAGACCAGAGAAGAAAGUUUUCGGUGGGGUGACUGCAAAGAUAUCAAAGAUUAGCACUGGCUCCUCCAGUGCUGAAAAGAAAGUGGUGGAAGAGGAAAAGUCCCUUCAGGAGAACAGAGUGCAUAAGGAGCUGAGUGAAGGAGCCGAUCACAGGGUGUCCUCUCCAUUAGCAAGCAUCCGCACUCCAUCGCCUACUUUUAUUAGUAUUGAGUCCAGGAGAGUUGACUCGCCACUCAGCGUGACACCUUCUCCUCCACCCUACAAAUCAAUCGGAACCCCUCCGCCGCAUCAUGGCAAGUCACAUACGCCUACAUCUACCUUUAGCAGGGCCACACCUUCUCCCACACUGAGUCGCUCAGAGAAGCUGGUGAAACUGGGGGAUGCCACAUCAAAGCUUUCUCACGUUAUCACCCUUCCUCCUCUCGUGCCAGUUCCCGAAUGUUUUGCUGCUGAAAAAGAGCGGACAUCCCCAUUUAGCGACAGGGAGACCCUCAUUGAGAGAAACGAGCAAGGCUUGACGGAUGUCGCAGAAAUGGUGGAUUCCAUGAUGACAGUGAAGGAUAAAAAGUCUUUCUUUGAGGAGGCCCAGAGGGCGGAGGUUAACAAGAUGUACAUCCGCAAGGAUCCAAUAGAUAUCCCUGAGCGGUUGGGACCUGAUAGUGAGGAAGUCACUGAAACCGUUGCCAUAGAUAUUCUUAAAGAGGAUCUCCCUAGAGUUGACUUGUCAAAGCUCGUAAACAGAUUUGAAUCUCCGAAACCAAAAGUUUACACCAGAAAAGAUCCUAUUGUAAUAGCAGAGAGGCUGGGGAGUGACACAGAGGAAACAGAGACUGAACCACAUGCGCCAAGAACCGAAGACAUCCCCACACUCAAUGUCAAAGCAAUCAAGGAUGUGUUCGAGACUGGAGAGCAUAGUUCUCAAGCAGCCAGAGAGCUUAGAGAACAAAUAGAAAGAAGAGAACCUGAAGCAGCCUGCUCCGGGCAGGCGGGUCACUCUGAAGCGACAUCAGUCACUGAGCAAUUCUGCACCAUUGAUAACUUUGGAAAUAUGACAAGACAGAUGAGGAGCGAGGUGCAUUCUGGGAGUUCUCUGACCCGUGGUAACCCUCCGUCCUACGCAGACGUUGUGAGGGGAAGAGUUCCUACUGUUGCUGUGCCCCCUGAGGCCUCCUCUGAAGAACUGCUGAGAAACUUCCAGCAAUCAUGGGCUGAAAGCCAAGGAGUUUUCCAGAACCUGGGCUUCAGUGUCACGGAGCAGAGGACUUCGCAGAUUAUAACGCACCAGCAGCAGAGUGUCGUGACGGAAAAUUCGAAUUCCAGAGUCCGAACUGUGCAGGGCAUGUCGGAAGAGAGUGUACCCCAUGGAAUCUCUGAUUGCGGACAAACAAAACUUCCAUAA